Paramacrobiotus metropolitanus is the source of this 1214-nucleotide messenger RNA. RefSeq lists its product as uncharacterized. The record is from RefSeq and is a predicted model, not a curated record. Bases 290 to 886 code for a protein of 198 amino acids. The transcript is spliced from 3 exons. NCBI's taxonomy places the organism in Eukaryota, Metazoa, Tardigrada, Eutardigrada, Parachela, Macrobiotidae.
UUGGCUAACUUUUGUGUUCUAUGCCAAUGGUCAAACGUAUACUGGCAAUUACGGAGCGGGUACCUCUGGAUCAGGGACUGGAUCGGGAACCAAUACUGGUGCCAACACUGGAACUAACACUGGAACUAAUACGGGAACUAACACGGGAACCGGGAAUGGCAGCGGAACCGGCUCCAGUUCAGGGACCGGAAGUACGGGAAGCGGUAGUGGAUCGGGUAGUGGAACGGGAUCCUGCACUCCAAUACCGAACGUUGUCGCGACUCCUAACACGUAUAACAUCGGCCAGCUGAUGACCCCCGGACCAUGGUAUGGCUACCUUACAUACAAUAGCGAUUCCGGCACGGCGCAAAAUCCAACCGAUGUAAAUGUCGUCAAUUACUACACCAGUCUGGGAACAAGCGUCGAACCUACCCGAAGCCAAUUAUCUGAAAUAAUUUACCAAGAAAAGCGCAAAUAUACAAGUGGUUCUUGCGCUUAUGAAGUGGAAGUCUGCGAAUUCACGAACGACGGACGCCAGUUUGGGCCGUAUUUUGGACUGACCAGUUCAGGGGCUAUAAAUGAAGAUGGUUACGAUGUUUCCAUCAUCUGGUCAACUGACCAGUCGUCGUACGUGAUGUUCUUUUGGUGUGCUAAGCACAACUGGGCAUCGGGAGCUUGUGCCAGUACUCAUCUUUAUGUGUACACCAAAACCAAACCUACGGACAUGUCGAACUCAGCCAUACAAUCUGUUAACAGCGCGGUCAACGCUGUUCUCCAGCCCUACUGCCUGAGCUCGUCCCAGUUCGCCGCUUACAAGUGGGACAACACAUUACCGGAAUGUCCAGAAGCGAUAUGGCCAGACUGUUUUAAUCACACUGUGAACUCCUACAAAACACUGAUCGAAUAACGUAUCAUAAGAACAGUGCACUGGAAAAAGUGUAUCGCAGCGCAGUUUUGUUGUCUCAGUUAUUAAUUGUCAGGUAUAAUCUUAACUACGACGGUACUUUUUGCUAUUUGCUAAUAAGCGGUCUUGUAAUACGCACUUUUAUGCUGUUUCGGAUCGAUUUAUUAAAAUGCCUACUCUUUCGGUAAAUUAGUGGUACAUAAAACACAGUGUUGUAUAACUACGAAGCAGGUUUUUGUCUUAAUCUGGCCAAAUCGCCCUCAAAACGUCUUUUAUAUGGGCCAUUUUUCGAACUUCUAUUGUUCACACAUGCACAUAUUGCGGCAUUAAA